AUGAAGGUUACCGGUUUCUCCGCCGUUCUGGCGCUGUCUCUUACCGCGCAAGCUCUGGCUUCCGAAUUUGUGGGCUGCUACUCGUCUUCCGGCAGCUUGGUAAACAAGGGCUCCAGUCAAUUCCAGUCCACUGGAUUAUGCUCAAGCAUUUGCGGCCGUAAUGGAGCAAGCUAUGCCGCUACGUCAAAUAGCAUGGACUGCUACUGCGGCUCUUCGCUCCCCCCCAGCGCAAACCUGGUCUCUAAGUCAGAAUGCGACGUCCCCUGCCCCGGAUUCCCGUCGGAUUUUUGUGGAGGCGAUGGCUUCUGGUCGGUUCACAAGACCUAUAUCGGGGGCGAUGAUGACGACGGCGACAGCUCGGAUGACGGGAAUGGGGACAGCCCUUCGGGCGAUAACUCGGGAGAUGGUCCAGAUGAUGGUCCAGGCAGUGGUCCUGGGAAUGGCCCAGAUGGCGGUCCAGGCCAGGGUCCAGGGGGCGGACCGGAAACUACGACGGCAUCCAGCAUCACCAUCUAUCCUACUUCUUCUGCAGUUAUCACGGUGACAUCGGACUCCGCGGUGACAGGCACCAGCUCCCCAUCUGCCACUGUCCCGAGCAAGGAAUCGUCCAGUGUCUCCGUCGCGACGGCGUCUCCAACCACAGCCACGUCGGGGGCCAGUCGGCGAUUCCGGUUCCUGUUUUUCUAA
Aspergillus welwitschiae is the source of this 687-nucleotide messenger RNA. RefSeq names its product WSC domain-containing protein. The transcript is spliced from 2 exons. The coding region runs from base 1 to 687 and encodes 228 amino acids. NCBI's taxonomy places the organism in Eukaryota, Fungi, Ascomycota, Eurotiomycetes, Eurotiales, Aspergillaceae. The record is from RefSeq and is a predicted model, not a curated record. Gene Ontology annotation, cellular component: plasma membrane.